Molecule: messenger RNA, 993 nt
Organism: Letharia columbiana
Lineage: Eukaryota; Fungi; Ascomycota; Lecanoromycetes; Lecanorales; Parmeliaceae
Exons: 1
Coding region: 1-993 (330 amino acids)
Biological process (GO): protein phosphorylation
Molecular function (GO): protein kinase activity; ATP binding
Source: RefSeq, a predicted model, not a curated record
AUGACAGAAAUCACGAACACAGAGCAGCUGAAGGCUUACCUAGGCAAGCUUGGCAAUGCCAAGAUCGAUUUGAACUCUUUGCAGCUGCUCGCAGGUGGCACCGCGAAUUUCGUGUGGCGCUUGCUUGAGAGAUCUGGGAAAAAAAUCAUUAUCAAGCAUGCAGAACCGUACCUCAAGACAGCGCCAGGUCUGUCCUUCUCAGUCGAUCGCAUGGACUUCGAGCACAAGGCUAUGACGUCUGUGCCGCCGCUGCUCAGUCCGAGCUCUGUGGUCGCUGUGCCAGAGGUAUACCAAUACGACUCCCUUAGCCAUGUCCUCAUGAUCGAAGAUGGCGGUGCGCGCACGUUGAAGGAAGCCUAUGCAGACCCCACGCUUGACACCCCCACCUUCGGCAAAGCGCUGGGUCGAUGGCUCGCAGGAUUACAUCAACGGACCAAACAUACGGCGAUCGGCGACAACCAAGCAGCCAAGUCCAUGUAUCGUUUCGCGUAUACCCAUCUUGCCGUCGCCCUGCAAAAGUAUGAUCAAGACCCUUCUCUUGCUGAGCAGAUCGAUGCCCAGUAUGGCUCUCUCCUCCAGACUGACGACGAGUGUGUAUGCCACGGAGACUUCUGGCCCGGCAAUGUCCUCAUCGACGAUCAAGGGAGGUUGAGUAUUGUAGAUUGGGAGAUGGUGCGCAGAGGGUGCGGAGCCACGGACCUGGGACAGUUCGCAGCGGAAGCGCAUUUGCUGGAUCGUUUUCGAGGAGGCAAGGGGUUGCGCACGACGUUUCUAGAAGGCUAUCGGGGGACUGGACAACUGGACAAUAGGUUCCUCAAGCGUGUCGCCAUUCACAUGGGCGUUCACCUUGCGUUCUGGCCCACACGGGUCAGCUGGGGGACGGAGACGGAGACAAAGGAGAUUGUGAAGGUCGGGUGCGAGCUGAUGAAACGGGCACUUGGUCAAGAUGAGAGCUGGUUGGCUGGAAGUUUGUUGAAUGAGUUGCAGGCAUAA